Penicillium malachiteum is the source of this 2613-nucleotide messenger RNA. RefSeq names its product DNA ligase (ATP) CDC9. NCBI's taxonomy places the organism in Eukaryota, Fungi, Ascomycota, Eurotiomycetes, Eurotiales, Aspergillaceae. Gene Ontology annotation, cellular component: mitochondrion; nucleus. Bases 1 to 2613 code for a protein of 870 amino acids. Gene Ontology annotation, biological process: DNA repair; lagging strand elongation; Okazaki fragment processing involved in mitotic DNA replication. The record is from RefSeq and is a predicted model, not a curated record. Gene Ontology annotation, molecular function: DNA ligase (ATP) activity; DNA binding; ATP binding. The transcript has 5 exons.
AUGACAGACGAUAAGAGCAGAAAGCAAGCUACGCUGGGGCGAUUUUUCGGCUCCGACGCCAAUGCGAGUCAAGCUCCUAAGAAACAGACAACGCUUGCUUUUGGUGGAAAGAAACAGAAGGUGCAAAGUGAUACGCUGGAUGGUUCCGCAGAAAAUACCGCGCCCGAGAAAGACGAUGAUAUCAUGGACGUGAAGGAUGAGGGAGAAACAGCCGUGUCUGCUGCAAUGAAGGAAACAGAACCAGCCAAGAAUUUAAAACGAGAUAUCGCGGAGGAAGGACAUGAGAGCGACAACUCUGAUGUACAACCUGUCACCAAACGCCGCCGCAAGACAUCAAAGGACAGUCCCUCACCAGCUCCAAAGUCAACUCCUAAAAAGAGUCCUAAGAAGACAGCGGCUUCUCCAGCGGCCUCCAAGUCGCCCAAGCCCAAGCCCAAGGCCAAGGCCACGGCCACUGCAUCAAGCCCCAAGGUAGAUGUCAAAAAGGUUAUUAAGGAAGAAAUUGCCGAGGAGCAAUCAAAAUCUGACAAAGAAGAGGAGGAGCAGUCUGAAUCAGAUGAGGAGGAAGAUGCUAAACCCGAGGCAAAGAAAAAGACCAUGGAGAAGGUUCAGGCUACCCUGAAGUCAAGCGGAAAUGAUCCAUAUCCUGACUGGAAAGCCGGUGAUCCCGUUCCCUAUGCCGCCCUCUGUACCACCUUCUCACUCGUCGAGAUGACUACCAAGCGUCUAAUCAUCAUGGCAUACUGCUCUCAAUUCCUUCAGCAGGUCUUGCGCCUCACCCCAAAUGAUCUCCUUCCAACCGUUCAGUUGAUGAUCAACAAGCUGGCUGCAGACUACGCUGGAAUUGAACUUGGAAUUGGAGAGUCGCUGAUAAUGAAGGCCAUUGGAGAAAGUACAGGCCGCAGUCUGGCUGUCAUCAAGACUGAUCAGCAUGAGAUUGGCGACUUGGGCUUGGUAGCUGCGAAAAGUCGAUCCAACCAACCUACCAUGUUCAAACCUAAAGCACUCACCGUGCGGGGUGUGCAUGAAGGACUGCUCGGUAUUGCCAAGGUCAGCGGACACGGAUCUCAGGACAAGAAAAUCUCAGGUAUCAAGAAGCUCCUCUCUGCGGCAGAUGUUGCAACCACUGGUAAAGGCUCCAAGGGCGUGGACAUUACCAAGGAGAAGGGUGGUCCUAGCGAGGCCAAGUUCAUCGUUCGAUUCUUGGAGGGUAAGCUGCGACUGGGUCUCGCUGAGAGGACUGUUCUGGUGUCUCUAGCCCAGGCAAUUGUCACUCAUGAAGCGGCAGUCAAAGGCAAGAAAGCAACCCCUGAACAAAUGGCUGAGGGCGAAGCCAUUCUCAAGACAGUGUACAGCGAGCUCCCCGCCUAUGAGGAAAUCGUUCCAGCUAUUCUGAAGCAUGGUCUUUCCAAUCUCUCAAGUGUGUGCAAAUUGCAGCCAGGUGUGCCUCUCAAGCCCAUGCUUGCCAAACCCACCAAAUCCAUUACCGAGGUUCUCGACCGCUUUGAAGGAAAAGAAUUCACAUGCGAGUACAAGUAUGAUGGAGAAAGAGCUCAGAUUCACUUUGUCGCGUCAAGUGCUGUUGAUAAAUUCCCUACGAACUCGGAGGACCUAUCGAAGAAGUACCCUGACGUACUGGGUAAGCUGGAUACAUGGGUCAAGGAUGAUGUGAGCAGUUUCGUGUUGGACUGUGAGACUGUUGCUUGGGAUACUGUCAACAAGAAGGUCCUGCCAUUCCAGCAAUUGAUGACUCGAAAGCGGAAGGAUGUCAAGGCAGAAGAUAUUAAAGUCAAGGUCUGCGUUUUUGCGUUUGACUUGUUGUUUUUCAAUGGAGAGCCCUGCGUGAAGAAGUCUCUUCGGGAACGUCGAGAUUUAUUGCACGAGUGCUUCCAACCCGUGGAAGGAGAGUUCCAAUUUGCCCAGUUCGGAAACACCAAUGUUCUUGAUGAGAUCCAAGACCUGCUAGAGGAUAGUGUCAAGUCUUCGUGCGAAGGACUCAUGGUAAAAAUGUUGGAUACCGAAGAGAGUGGCUACGAGCCAAGUAAGCGCAGUCGGAAUUGGCUUAAGGUCAAGAAAGAUUAUCUCGCCGGCGUGGGUGAUUCCCUUGAUCUUGUCGUUCUCGGCGCAUACUAUGGUCGUGGAAAACGUACGUCCGUGUAUGGUGCUUUCCUGCUGGCCGCCUACAACCCAAAUAACGACAAAUAUGAGACCAUCUGUAAUAUUGGAACCGGAUUUUCCGAGGCAGUUCUGGAGGAGUUUCACAAGGAGCUGAAACCCAUAGUCAUCGAUCGACCAAAGCCAUUCUACGCGCAUUCAAGCGUCCCGAAAGACCAGCCCGAUGUUUGGUUUGAGCCUCGCUUGGUUUGGGAAGUCAAGACCGCUGAUUUGACUCUUAGCCCGCGCUACCAAGCAGCGGCCGAUGAAUUUGUUGGAACCACUGGCGGUGGUAAGGGUGUCUCUUUGCGUUUCCCGCGAUUCAUCAAAUCCCGCGAUGAUAAGAAGCCUGAACAAGCGACGACCACCCGUGCUGUGGCAGAGAUGUACCGCAAGCAAGAGGCUGUGGCUAAGGAGAGUGCGGGUAAGAAGGGAGUUGAUGAUGAUUUCGAAUAUUAA